GCAGGUUGCUUGUGUUAUGUGCGGAGAGCUGGAUGGCUGACACAGACCCAGUCACAUGAUGCAGGCUCGUAACCGCUUCCUCCUCCUGGUGGUGGGAGGUGCGGCUGCGCUGGCCAUCCUCAGCCUCAGCGUGCAAUUUUUUAACCUGAUGCCCAGCGCAGCAGGGCUGGAGGGGCGCCAGUACCAGGCAGCAGAGGGAGGAUCGGUUCAGGGGAAGAGCAGGAAGAGGGUGUUUCCGGCUCCAGUCGCUCACACAGAAGAGCCAGAGCCAGUGUCCGAGGCCUACGGAUACUGCAACACUCCCAACCGCUCCGAGCAGGCAUGGGAAGGUCACAGUCUGGCAGACUACAAGCUGCUGUCUGUUCAGGUGAUGAUUCGCCAUGGCGACCGUUACCCGCUCUACUCCAUUCCCAAAACCAAACGCCCGGCCAUCGACUGCACUCUGUCUCCAAACAGACACCCUUCCCACCCGCUGCUGGCCGGGUUCAUCUCUCACAUGGCCAGAGGGGGGCGUGGUCACUGGGACUCUCCUCUGAGCACUGUGCCUCGUCUGCCCAACCACAGCUCCUGUGACAUCGGAGAGCUCACACAGACCGGUGUGGUGCAGCAUCUCCGAAAUGGCCAACUCCUCCACGACGCCUACAAACACCACUCCCUCCUGCCUUCUGAUUGGUCGCCUCGGCAGGUGUGGGUGGAGACUACAGGUAAGAGCCGCACCCUGCAGAGCGCCAUGGCCUUCCUGUACGGCCUCCUCCCGGAUUUCGACUGGACCAAACUCACCGUACGACACCAGUGGAGCACUUUGUUUUGCAGCGGCUCCUGUGACUGUCCCGCGAGGAAUAAAUAUUUAGACGAAGAGCAGAGGAGACAGUAUCGGCUACGAGUCGCUAACGCCGAACUGGAGAGGACUUACGCUGAGAUGGCGAGAACUUUAGGCGUACCAACUCGCCAACUCCGCGCCGCAAACCCCAUAGACUCCUUACUGUGCCAUCUGUGCCACGGUAUUCCCUUUCCAUGUGUCCCACCAAGCGAGGGGGGCAUGGGGGGCUGUCUGACCAUGGCGCAAUUCGCAGUUAUCCGAAAGCAGCAGCUCGUAGACGAAAUAGAUCGGAGAAAAGUUGGACUGUAUAGGAAGUACGCCGUUUUAGCCAUGUACCCGUACUUGAAUCGGACUGCGACUAAAAUGGAGCGUAUUGCAAAAGCGAAUGAGAUGGGACGACAAAUAAGAGCAGGCGGAGAAGAGGUUUUUUCGCUGUCCUCCGCUCAUGAUGUAACCAUGGCUCCCCUGCUCAGCGCUUUGGGAUUGGAGCAGGCUAGAUUUCCGAGAUUCGCAGCCCGAGUGGUUUUCGAACUGUGGAAAAGUCCGGCGGUGACGCUUCCGAAAAAGAAGGGAGCCAAAGGAGGAGAGAAGGCAAAAGACGGUGAGGUUUUUGUCCGCGUCCUUUACAACGGAGAGGACGUGACGUUUCAUACCACGUUUUGUAAAUCGCACAGUCGUCACGGUAACCAGCCACUCUGCCCUCUGAGUAACUUCCUGUCGUUCGUGCGCAGAGACAUGUUCAGUGUAGUGAAUGCGACAUCCUACCAGGAGGCCUGCUACAGACGCUCCGCCUGACCCAGCAGAGGGCGCAGAGCUCAGUAUCUAUGGGUUUAAAUAAUGAACCUAUGGACCUGUUGCUAUAGCGAUUAACAAAAUAUUUUAUGAUUUGAAUGGGAAAAAGUCCAUAAACAAAUUACACUACAAGAUCCUAAAAUGGGGCAAAGUAAAUAACUAUUUUUUAAAGGUGUAACUGUUCUGGUGGAGGGUCUGCUUCCUACUGGGCAUGUUGUCGCAUUGCCAUGUUCCACAGUAUAGCAUCAGAUGUAUCGAUCUUGCAUCAUUUAUAGGUGCAAAGAAAUUUUGUGUAAAAAAUUUAAAACCUCUUACUAUGAGCCGCUUAUGUCCAUAGAGAUAGACACGUUUAAUGCCAUACUUUAGAAUAUUUCAGGUUAAGCAAUAACAGGUGGCAGUAGGUGGCAGACCUUCCAUCAGAAAUGUUACUAAGUGCCCCUUUUUAAUAUGCUAUUUUUUUUUUAUCAAAAAUUGUUGAAGAUGUAAAAUUUAACAUCAUUUUAUAAGUGAUUAUUGACUAUUAUUGAGUCCCCUGCUUGUGUCCAUGGAGAAUUGCCAAGUUUUAUAUGUUAUUAGGUUCUUUUUUCAGACCAAGAGUUUGUUUUUCAUACCUGACAGUUUGGACUGGUCUUCCUACCGGUGGAGGCAAGACAACAGCGCCAGAAGCUGUAUAAAUCAGCUGACCGGACACGUCACAGUAACAUCACGUGACCACUCUGAGGAAGAGCGCUAGUGAGCAGUCCAAACUGUCAGGUAUGAAAACAAACUCUUGGUCUGUAAAAAGAACCUAAUAGCAUAAAAUAUCAGAAGACCAAAUGAAUCUCAUUGGACAACUGCCAAGUUUUAUGCUGUACUGUGGAACACACCAGGCAAACAACAACAUGUCCAUGAAGAAUAUAAGGAAUUCCCCUCCAGCUAAAAAUACACAAUGCCCCUUUAAUUGAGACCUACCAUUCCAGAAUAUAAAAAAUAAUGGAUAUUUUUAGCUGUAAGCUGUAUUCAACAUGACCAUUUAUAUUCCUGUCAACACAACAACUCUGUACCAUGCAUACCAUAGUCUUCAAUUUCACAUUCCAGCUAAAAUCUACAAUAGACACUUAGUAAAAUGUAGAUGUCUCACCUUAUCAACAUGGCACAAAACUGAUCAUCUCACCUUUCUGCACAAAUGAACAAGGAAUAAUGGAUUUUGUUGAUAGCAAACAUUUUAUUAGUUAUUAGUAGAUGCAAUAUGAAACCACAAAUGUCCACAUGACUUUAUGGACCAAAUCUCCAACACAACUCUCUCUGUAUGCUGUAUGUGUGGAUAUUCAGUUUGGUCAUUUCAUUUCACACCUGCCCUUUAUUUUUGGACCUACCAGAAAUAAGAAUUGACAGGGCAGAGCAGCACAAGUAGCACAAGUCAUGUUAAGAUGCACUUUUUACAGAUUUUACAAAUCAUAACCAUUUCAAUACAUUGAGUUCAAUCGUUUUGACUCUUUUUCUUUACAUAAUGACAUUAUUUUAAUCUUAAAUGUUAAUAAUAUAGACUUUUAAUUUGUAUAUAAUUGUUGAAGGAAAGUUGAAUAGCACUUGACCACUUUAUUCUCAUAUUCCCUUUUUUGUGGAACACUUUUAUAACUGAAAAAAGGGAUUUUUUAUGCUUGAAAAACUUCCAGACCAUUCCUGUACAUUUUAUUAACUUUCUUUACAAAAGGGAAUUUGUUUCAUCAUGUUUGAAUUAUUUUCAUAAUAAUAAUAAUAAUAAUUGACUAUAACUGAGGGCAGAGGCAGGUUGUUUCUUGUUGGCCUGUUCUCUUCUGUGGGCAGAGCACAUAAUUAAAGAAUCUUGGGCCGCAGCUCAUUUCGCUUUCCUCGCUUCCUUCUACUUGGUUCCUCUCCUUGGUUCCUCUCCUUGAUCCUCCAUUUUUCAGCUGUCACUCAAAUGUGUCAUAUUAAGUGGUGUCCCCAAGAAAACCAUGAAAGUAAACAUGAGGGACGCUUCAGGAGGCAGACAUCAGCCAAAAUAAUUAAACUUAAUUGGUCUCUGUGAGGAGUUUAUAUCCUCUCUCCUCCCUGUGUCUCCUCUGUGGGUGGAACUUCCUUACCCAUUUCCUGCAGAAUCGAAGAGAGGAAUCGAGGAGAGGAAUCAAGGAGAAGGAAGCGAGGAAAGAGAAAUAAGAGGCACUGAAAAAACAUGAGGUUUUGAUUUGGUUAAUUUUGACCAGAUUGGUUUCCCUCAGCAUUUCCUGUUUGUCAGUGUUAUAUCAACUCACUUAGUAUCGCUUGCUUAUGUCUUCUUGAAUAUUGGAAUUCAACAGCAUUUAAAAUCCAUGAUCUGAUGAAACAAAUUGCCAUUUCCAUACAAAAUUACCUCUGAAUCAGAUGCAUGUUUCAAGAUACAAAUGUUUAUGGUACAAUGAACUGACAAGAAACAAUUUUUGUAUUUAACUUCCUAAUUUCAUUCCAAGCAUUUUACCAGUGCAUUGUGUUGUAUGUAUAUGAUCUGAUAAGGUUUGCUCUUGAAUGGGCUCCUCAUCGAAAA
Molecule: messenger RNA, 4133 nt
Organism: Boleophthalmus pectinirostris (great blue-spotted mudskipper)
Lineage: Eukaryota; Metazoa; Chordata; Actinopteri; Gobiiformes; Gobiidae
Gene: pxylp1
Product: 2-phosphoxylose phosphatase 1
Exons: 5
Coding region: 56-1615 (519 amino acids)
Biological process (GO): glycosaminoglycan biosynthetic process; chondroitin sulfate proteoglycan biosynthetic process; dephosphorylation
Cellular component (GO): Golgi apparatus
Molecular function (GO): phosphatase activity
Source: RefSeq, a predicted model, not a curated record